Molecule: messenger RNA, 2977 nt
Organism: Phycodurus eques (leafy seadragon)
Lineage: Eukaryota; Metazoa; Chordata; Actinopteri; Syngnathiformes; Syngnathidae
Product: protein-glutamine gamma-glutamyltransferase 5-like
Exons: 17
Coding region: 492-2669 (725 amino acids)
Biological process (GO): peptide cross-linking
Molecular function (GO): protein-glutamine gamma-glutamyltransferase activity
Source: RefSeq, a predicted model, not a curated record
ACUUUGGUUCUUUGGUCACUGUAAAACCAAAAGACACGCCUUGAAAUAUUUGUGGGCGUCUCAUUCAGGUAUUUAUGUGUGAAAUCAAACUUUCAACCACAGACAAAGAUUCAAUGACAUGAUUUUUAGUGUGACAUUUGCGAUGCUAAAUUAAGACCACAGGUUUUGUUUGUAAAAGUAAGUCAAAGUAAAUAUUGUAGUCGGGGGGGAGAGGAUUUGUACCUAACACAUCCGGUUUAGAUUGUAAACUUUUCAAAUGUCAGUGUUUUUAUUGGGUGCAAAUCUGACCUGUUAAAUUGUUAAAACAUGGUGGCUACCAGUGCUAUGUUCGAGGCUGCAGUCAAUCAUGACUCGACAGUCCGGAUGCCAAAUCCUGAAGGCGAACGUUUGCGAUUCGUACCUGAAUGAAAUAGAACAGAAACACACACACGCACUUUGAAGAGUGUUGUUUAUUUAUUGAGGUGACACCCAGGGAUUUGCAGGGGCACUAGAUGUAUUCAAGCACAACCGGAGGCCAAGGACGCCUGAAAUUGGUCAACUUUGAGACCCUGGAAAACCACAUUUCUCAUGAGACCCAGGGGCUCAGCAACAAAUACCUGGUGGUCCGACGAGGGAAGCCAUUCAAGGUUACUCUGGUGUUUUACGGACAGAUGUGGAACCCGAAAACAGAGUAUCUGGCCCUGCAGGUUUUACUAGGUGAAAUGUCAGCAAGGAUGUUGGUCCGUUUCUCCGACAAGCGGUCCGACCCGCGUAGCUGGUCAGCGCGAAUCUACCCAGGCGACAUCGGUCACCGCGUCGUCACCAUCCGCGUCUGCGCCCCCGCGCUGUCCUCUGUGGCGCAGUACCAACUCAUGGUCCACAUAGUGGGAUCGCAUGAGCGAAGCAGCUACACCGCGGGACCGUUUGUGCUGCUCUGCAACCCUUGGCUCAAGGAGGAUCCAGUGUACAUGCCACUGGAUGCGCAACGACAGGAGUACGUCAAGAGUGAUUACGGCGUGAUCUACAUGGGCACCGACCUCAACUUUAGUCAGCAGCCCUGGUCGUUCGGUCAGUAUGAGCCUGGUAUCCUUGAGGCUUGUCUGCAGCUGCUGCAAGUCAGCCCGCAGCACCUCAGCAACAGUCACAAAGACUACGUUCUACGAGAAAACCCGGCCUACCUGAGCAGGAUCGUCUGUGCGAUGGUGAACUCCAGCGAUGACAUGGGUCUUUUGGAGGGGAGGUGGAAGGGAAGCUACAAAGACGGCGUCAAGCCAACAGAGUGGAGCGGCAGUGCGGACAUCCUUCACCGCUGGAUGGCAUCCAAAGGCAACCCCGUGCGCUAUGGACAGUGUUGGGUUUUUGCAUCUGUCCUUUGCACAGUGAUGCGAGUGCUGGGGGUUCCCUCUAGGGUCGUGACAGUGUUUAACGCAGCCCACGACGGUGAUGGAAACCUAAUCACUGAAGAGUUUUACUCCAGCACUGGCGAGAGGCUCGGGCUGUCCAAAGACAGCGUUUGGAACUUUCAUGUGUGGGUGGAAUGCUGGAUGAGGAGGCCAGACAUUGGUGCCAAAUAUGACGGCUGGCAGGUUGUGGACCCAACCCCGCAGGAAAGGAGUGCAGGUGUAUACCGCUGUGGUCCUUGUCCAGUGGUCGCCAUCAGGCGGCGUUGCCUGAACACCCCGUACGACACUGCCUUCGUUUACGCCUCUGUUGACGCGGACAUCGUACGCGUGAUAGUGCGGUCUGGUAAGGUGGUGGGGAGGAAGGUGGACACCGAGUGGGUGGGACGCUUGAUCUUCACCAAAAGCAUCGGCUCCGAUGCGCCAGAGGAGCUGACGGAUUCUUAUAAGAGAAAGAAAAAAGACCAAACAUACCGAGUGGGACACUCAGGACUUUCUGACCGUAUCGUGAGUGUUUCUGGCAACGGUGGACCUGUAUGUCGUGCCUCACGUUCUUUCGUGCCUGGUCCACCCGAAGGAGUAUGUCAAAUGUCUCCUAAUGUCAUGUCUGGUCUACCCAACGAAGACGGGUCCGGCUCGGACGUGACCUUGAGCAUAGACGGAGAGCCGACUCUGGGCAAGGGCAUCGACCUGACGGUGACGGUCACAAACCCGUCGAACAGCACUCGCGUCCUCAGGGAGCACCUGAACGCUCAGUUGAAAGAAUUCAACAGUAGCCCAGAGAAAAGCUUCUGGAAGAGCCACCAAGAAGUGUCCAUUCAGCCAUUUCAAGUUCUGACACGCCGCCAUUCCAUCGCGCCCUCUGAGUACGAGGCGUUCCUGGCGGGCGACGACAUUGUGACGGUGGCGGUGGUCAUCAAGGAUUUGAAGACCAAAGAGCGGGUCCUGGCUACACAGGACUUCAACCUCAGCUCACCAAAAAUAAGCAUAGAGGUUGACGGUGGGGACAGCAUCCAGGUGAAGAAGGAGCACAAGGCCAUUGUGUCCUUCACCAACGAGCUCAACAAAACUCUGAGUGGUGCUGUUCUCACUGUGGAGGGCUACGGAUUAUUGCAGGGCAAACAAGAGGCCAGGCUGACCAUCCUGCAUCCAAAUGAGAAGAUAGAGAAGAAGGUUGCCAUCACGGCCUCCACUUCGGGCACUAAGCUGCUGACUGCCUCUUUCUCACAUAGCGGCAGCUCCGGCGCCAUUUCGAGAAGCUACCACAAGGUGUCCGUCACCACACGAUGACAUUGAAGAAUUGGAACGUUUCGAUUUUAUUUUUGAUCCAUUGUCGCUUAACAGUAUCAUAUGCUUAACUACACCGACUGGUCACAAAGUUACGUACACCUUCGCAGUGUAAUGAGAGCCGAGAGAUGAGCGGCAUUAAGAAUGGAACUUUACGAGUUUAUAGUGGUUUGCAGCGGUGUCGAGUUGCACUGCAUUACAAUCGCAGCUGUUCCCAGCACUUACAGGUUACCCCCUUUCAAUUUGUUUUUUUCAACUGCUCAUUGACCUUUCAUUCAGUCCUAUGAUUAAUAAAAACGACAAUAAUAAUA